Messenger RNA from Menidia menidia (Atlantic silverside), 837 nucleotides. The record is from the annotation of a GenBank genome assembly. Lineage: Eukaryota; Metazoa; Chordata; Actinopteri; Atheriniformes; Atherinopsidae.
AUGCUGGUGUUUCCUCUACAGAGGAGCGAGAGGCUCUUGAUGGUCGGGCUCCUGACGGCUCUUCUCCUGUCCCCUGACGCGUGGGGCUACGAGGCCCCUGAGGAUAAGCAGGACGUGUUCUCCGGUCAGGCCUGCCCCGCCUUCCUCACCUUCCGAAACGCAGCCUACCUGGCCGGGGUCACCGUGGAGCUGCCCUGCCACUGCAAGCCGCAAGAGGUCCACUCGGUCGUGUGGUUCUUUAGGAAACACGAUGCCAGAGCUGAAGACACCAGAGCCCUCAGGGAUUACCAUGGCAACAGGCUACUGGACACCAGUCAGGUUCUCCACAGCGCUGACCUGCAGAGUCGGUUCUCCAUCCGGCUCUUCAGCCUGUUCGUGUUCCGGGCCGGCCUCCAGGACUCGGGCCUCUACAUCUGCGGCUCCGCCCACAGGGACUUCUUCUUUGGUUACGACCUGGACAUCCAGGAGGCCCGCAAACUCAGCUUCACCCCGAGGAUGGAAUCGCAGGAGGGGGGCGAGAUGCCCGGCCCUCCCCAGGCCCUCUACCAGGUCUUCACAGGCUACGAGCCCUGGACGGUGUGUGACCGUUGCGGACCCCCGGGGGAGCAGGUCCGCAUCGGACUCUGCUACGUCCGCUCCCGCUUCCUCCACGUGCGCUACCGGCGGGCCAAUCAGACGGUGGCCUCCUGCGGCUCCGGGGGGGUCCCCAAGGCCUUCGGCGAUCUGAAGGACCGGACAGGUGGGCCCUCCAUGGAGGUCCGGAGCUGCCAGGUGGCCUGUCCGAGUGAAACUCCUCCAUCCUCUAGCCUGCUUUCUUUGAUGGCUUUUCUUGGACGA